Messenger RNA from Cordyceps fumosorosea ARSEF 2679, 3564 nucleotides. Its product is annotated as Serine/threonine-protein kinase domain protein. The transcript has 3 exons. Bases 1 to 3564 code for a protein of 1187 amino acids. NCBI's taxonomy places the organism in Eukaryota, Fungi, Ascomycota, Sordariomycetes, Hypocreales, Cordycipitaceae. Gene Ontology annotation, cellular component: cytoplasm. Gene Ontology annotation, molecular function: protein serine/threonine kinase activity; ATP binding. The record is from RefSeq and is a predicted model, not a curated record. Gene Ontology annotation, biological process: protein phosphorylation; intracellular signal transduction.
AUGGCUGAAGCUGCUGCUCGCUCCCCGCUGGCUGAAGCGGGCUAUCGCAUCAAUUCUCCUAUUAUUCACGCAGAUCAGCCACCCAGCAAAUAUCGAAAUCAAAGAAAUGACUAUCAAACUGCAAAUGAGGCUGUGGCUCACUAUCACGCGCGACAGGUGCAGUCCAACGCCGCCCGCCACGUCGCUCCUGACGCGCGUGUGUCUGCCAUUGUGAACGAGCAUCAGGCGAGCGAGGAAGACAAACGCAUGUCACAGGCCUCGUAUGCAUCUACCUCGAGCAGCCACAGCAAGAAAAACUACAAAACGCACAUUGGCCCCUGGCAACUGGGACGCACUCUGGGCAAGGGCUCCUCCGCCCGCGUGCGCCUCUGUCGCCACAACAUCACAAACCAGCUUGCCGCUGUCAAGAUUGUCAACCGCCGCAUGGCAUAUCUGGUCCAGGACAGCAGUUUAGCCGCCCUGAGCAAAUGGGACAGUCAUCUUCCCGAGCCCUCAGACGGCCAUAUGCGUGUCCCCAUGGCUAUUGAGCGAGAAGUCGCUAUCCUUAAGCUUAUUGAGCACCCAAACAUUAUGAAGCUCUACGACAUCUGGGAAAAUCGCUCUGAAAUUUAUCUCAUCCUCGAAUACAUCGACCAAGGAGACCUCUUCACAUUCAUCAACACCAAAGGGCGACUUUCGGAACAAAUUGCCAUCUUCUUUUUCCGACAGAUGAUCAGCGCCAUUGCUUACUGUCACUCGUUCAACGUAUGUCACCGCGACUUGAAGCCGGAGAAUAUUCUUAUUACCGCCGACUUGCAAAUUAAAAUUGCCGACUUCGGAAUGGCUGCUCUUCACCAAACAGCCACCCACCAGCUUGCAACUGCCUGUGGUAGCCCUCACUAUGCUGCGCCGGAGCUUCUCAAGAAUAGGCAGUAUCGCGGUGACAAAGCUGACAUCUGGAGCAUGGGAGUCAUUCUCUAUGCGAUGCUGUCGGCAACACUACCGUUCGACGAUCCUGACCUGCGAGUCAUGAUGGGCAAAACCAAGAAAGGAGUGUACGAGAUGCCCAAGCACAUCAGCCCCGAUGCCGAAGAUCUUAUCCGACGCAUGCUUCAAGUCAACCCCGAGCGUCGUAUCAACUUGCAAGAAAUCUGGAACCAUCCCCUGGUUCAAAAGUACAGCUACCAAGACGAUUUUGGUGACCUUACUAGCCAAAUUCUGGGCAAGGGAUUCAAGUAUGAUCCUGUACCUCGGAAUGAGAUUGACCCCCAACUGCUGCGACAGCUUCGAUCCAUGUGGCACAUGUUCAACGAGGAAGCUCUUGCGCAUAAAUUGACUUCCGAACAGCGAAACGACCAAAAGGCCUUCUACUGGCUACUUCACGACUAUCGGGAUAAGCAGCUUGAAGACUUUAAGCCCGAGCUGGCUCACUCAAUGAGCGACUAUCAUCAUAUGAAACCCUCUAUUUGGAAAAAGCGGGUGUCUACAUGUCAUUUCUCGCAGCCUCGAGCGAAUGGACACGGCCGCUCCAUUUCGCGCUUUACAGUCAUCUCUAACGCCGCCGAGGGAGAUGAUGCCACGGUCGUCAGCUACGACCCGUACAGGGCGAGUGGCAGACUGCAGCACUGUGACUCCAAAGUCGGCCAUACCAAGGUGGUCGUUCAUCGCGACAAUGCCGCAGCUCCAGUGGCCCAAGCACGACCGCGAAGCGCCUCCAGUGCCAACGUUCGUCGUGUUCGAGCCAAUUCAACCAAAGGCGCCGCACCUGCUAAACUUGGAUCUGCAAAGGGCUCGGUGACAUCUCUCAGCAGCCGGCAGGGCACACCGUCUCGCACUGGCCCCGGCCUUCGACACAAGCGUGCCGUCGAUUUCAGCCACAUACGCAAACGCUCGAAUUCAACGUCAAAUGUGCAGAAUGUUGCUCGUCGCCCAGGAACAGCAUCCUCUAGCGCCCGAGAACAAGCCGUUCCUCUUCAGCAGCUGCGAAGCAACAUACCUGCAGUGCCGAGAGUGCCUGCCGUGUAUAAGCGUCGUCAAUCCGACACACCUGCCGUAGUCAAGAAUGCUUCGGCGCUCUUCCGCGAUGAGCUUCGCAACUUUAGCAACGACAUUGCUCGCAACUGUGACGAGGCGUUCAGAAGCUCUUUAACCUACGACGACUCGGUGAUGAGUGAAAAUGAGAAGAACACCCGUGACUCGACCCCGUUUUCUUUCACCGCCGUUAGCCCUUCUGUCGCCACAGAAGCCACUGAAUUCUCUUCGAAGUCAUGGCAGCACCGACCAUUGCCAGCAUUGCCAGCAUUGCCAGCCGAAGAUGGUGGCUUGAGCGAUGCGACCACGGCAGCUGACUCGCGACCCAGUUCUGGGGAAGGUUACGGAAGUGAUGGCGAAUACAUUGUGGAUGGGACUACGCAGCGAUCUGUUUCUCUUUCCGUCCCACGGCAUGUCGACCGACGAAGUGUAUCUGCACCCGCGGCCAACGCCAAUGCCAAGAAGACAUCAGUUCUCCCUUCUAUCAAUGAGAACUCUGGUACAGGAAACAUGCCUAAUGACAAGUCGCGCACCGUCUCAGCGCCUCAAGCAAGUUCGAAGCGGGUGAGUGAUUCAACUCAAGACAUUCAGUUCCUGAAUAAUGUGGAGAAUACUAUUCGUAUGGUGGUGGAUUCUCCUGUCGGCCAGGGCGAGCAUAAAGCAGCCGAGGCUCCUGUUGUCAAGAGAAAAGUAACAAAGGAAGAGCUGGGGCGCAAGCUUCAUCUGCACAUUGCAUACAAUGCGGAUCGUGCCGUUGAACCUGGGCCCCAGGCGCCAGGUGAAGAGCCUCUAAGUGGUGGUGGCGUCCGCAGAAUGCGAUCCUGGUUUCGUCGGGUUUCGAAGACAGACUCUGAGCAAGAGACGAGCCCUCAAGGUAUUGAGAGCCAGAAGUCGCCUUCUCUGUCGCACAGCUCCCAAGAACCGCAGUCGGCGACGACUGAUGGGUCCUCAAAGAAGCGUGCAUUCAGUUUCCCUUUCUGGAAGAAUGGCCGAGCACAAGAGCAGGACACUGCGGCGGAUGGAGAACACACAGAGCGUGAGCGACCAUUGUCAACCAGCAGCCAGGCACACAGAAAGAGCUCAGCGGUAGCAACUGUGAAAAGCUCUGGAUCGGGCACGCAGCGCAGCAUUGAUGUUAAGCAAAACUGGUUGACACGCCUCUUCCGGGUCAAGCCAGCUACAAGCCAUAUAUGCAUGAACCUGUCGCGCAGAAGGGCGCGGCAGGAAGUGACAAUUCUUCUGCGUGAGUGGCGACGAUACGGGAUUCGCGAUAUCCAGGUGGACAGGCAGCGCAACAUUAUCUUUGCACGAAUUGCAGCUAAGAACUAUCUUAACAUCAAGGAGGUUGCGAUUGCUGCUGAGGUGGUGACGGUGAUUGAGCAUGGCAAGCGUCAGCCACUCAGUAUUAUCCGAUUUACACAGGAACGUGGAGCGGCCAGCAGUUUCCAUCGAGUCGUGGACACGAUCAGGAUUGUGUUUGAUGAUCGAAAUCUCGUUGUGACGGACCGCAACAAGCAAAAGAUGAUGAUCAGGACCCUCACGGCUGCCAGCUAA